Paramecium tetraurelia is the source of this 338-nucleotide messenger RNA. RefSeq lists its product as uncharacterized. NCBI's taxonomy places the organism in Eukaryota, Ciliophora, Oligohymenophorea, Peniculida, Parameciidae. The record is from RefSeq and is a predicted model, not a curated record. The transcript has 3 exons.
AUGAAUUCAUCAAGAUAUGGAGUGGGAAAUCGAUCAGGUGCUUCAUAAAGCCAAAACUAAUUGAAGCCUGCCAAAGGGUUGUGGGGAAAGUUGAUUAGAUUUUUCUAAACAGGAUGGUUGAAUCCAAGAACUUUAUAUAGACAGUCAAGAAGGUUGUUGUGGGUUGGAACAACAGGAUUAAUAUUUUUGAUUGCUCCAUUUGCAUUUUCACACUUUUUGGAAGUUAGCGAGGAAUUAUCAUAGAUAUCAAGAAUGGGUGCUUAAGAAAUGAGCAAAAUUUGAUGAAUGAUUAUUAUUAUAUAUGUUCAGGGAAUAUUGUAAAUCAAUUCGGGAAAAGA